CUUGAACGCGCCAUCAAGUGCCUCAGUGACGGUGCCAUCGACAUUGAUUCAGAUGCUCUUGAUAUGUGUCCUGCACAAAGGAAGCGCAAGCUCCGGACGCCGAGGACCUUCAAUAAGGCCACCGGCAAUCACAGUACUACCGAGCAUGCGUUCUCUAUCAAUAACUGGGGGUCAGUGACAACCUCCUACGUGAUUGGCGUCAAGAAAAAGGGAGAAAGCUUUCUGAGGGAGACAACAUCGAUGGCCCGGAAACUGCUCAAGAAAUCAGGCAACGCUGCCCUUCGGAAGUACAUUAGUCUCAAUGAUGAGGAUGAGGAGGAGAACAUUGACCGGCGCUGCAUGUUGUGGUAA
Messenger RNA from Suillus discolor, 351 nucleotides. RefSeq lists its product as uncharacterized. The record is from RefSeq and is a predicted model, not a curated record. The transcript has a single exon. The annotation marks the transcript as partial. Lineage: Eukaryota; Fungi; Basidiomycota; Agaricomycetes; Boletales; Suillaceae.